Molecule: messenger RNA, 351 nt
Organism: Penicillium taxi
Lineage: Eukaryota; Fungi; Ascomycota; Eurotiomycetes; Eurotiales; Aspergillaceae
Exons: 2
Coding region: 1-351 (116 amino acids)
Source: RefSeq, a predicted model, not a curated record
AUGGGAGCGCUGAAGAAAACUUUUAGUUUGAUGAAAGUUAGUGAGAAGAACAAGAAGAAAACAUUAUAUGCCACAGGAUACUCACUCACACAUGCUACAGAGGGUAAAUACUACUAUGCAAAAUUGAAUGCUAUGGAAGAUUUCCCGCAGCUCGAACUACCUAGGUGGAUACGAAUAUUGGAAUUACCGGGCGAGCUGUGGUCCCGACUUGAUCAGGAGAGUAUCCCAGUGCACAAGGAGUACACCAAUCUUUCACUUGGGUUUAUUGAGAGUGCAUAUGAUUCUUAUGAGGAGAUCGAAGAUCUUGGGCAGAUGGAGAUGAUGGCUAAAAAGGCCAUCUUACGCCUCUGA